AUGCAACAAAUCCUAAUGGCUCAAGGAAACUUUUGGACUUAUAAAGCACCGUCGUCAUCACAUUUAUUGCGCUGUCAUCACGCUCUUUCAUCGAAUCUCAUAAUUCCUAAAAGGUUCUACAGAGGAAAAUCGAGAAGACCGAGGGAGUGGACCAGUGCAAGUCAUUAUACUGGUUGGAGUGGAAUUAGGGCCAUGCCUAGCUCUUCAUUCGAUACUAUUUCCGGUGGUGGUAACGCUUCUGACGAGAAUGGCGCUCUCCGUAAUUUCAAGCUGAACGAGUCGACUUUCUUGGCUUCUUUGAUGCCGAAGAAGGAGAUUGGCGCUGACCGAUUCAUCGAAGCUCAUCCUGAGUUCGAUGGUCGAGGAGUUGUUAUUGCCAUAUUCGAUUCUGGUGUUGACCCUUCCGUGGAUGGAUUACAAGUUACCUCAGAUGGGAAGCCAAAAAUCCUAGAUGUUCUUGACUGCACUGGGAGUGGAGAUAUUGAUACAUCGAAGGUAGUUAAGAUUGAUGCAGAUGGUUGUAUUCGUGGAGCUUCAGGGGCUUCUUUAACUGUCAAUUCUUCAUGGAAAAACCCUUCCGGGGAAUGGCAUGUGGGCUCCAAAUUGGUGUAUGAGCUUUUUACUGACACAUUGACAUCACGUUUGAAGGAAGAAAGAAAAAAGAAGUGGGAUGAGAGAAACCAAGAGGAAAUUGCUAAGGCUGUGAAGCAUCUUGAUGAAUUCAAUCAGAAACACCCCAAAGUGGAUGAUAUGAAUUUGAAAAGAAUCCGUGAAGAUCUCCAGAACAGAAUUGACAUAUUACGGAAGCAUUCUGAUAGCUAUGAUGACAAAGGUCCGGUCAUUGAUGCUGUUGUCUGGUACGAUGGAGAAGUCUGGAGAGUUGCUCUUGACACGCAGAGCCUUGAAGAUGACCUUGAAUGUGGGAGACUUGCUAAUUUUGUACCGAUGACAAAUUAUAGGAUAGAACGGAAGUUUGGCAUGUUUAGCAAGUUAGACGCAUGUACGUUCGUUGUUAAUGUGUAUGAUGGGGGAAAUGUCUUAAGUAUAGUGACAGAUAGCUCGCCUCAUGCGACCCAUGUUGCUGGAAUUGCUGCUGCUUUCCAUCCAAAGGAACCAUUGUUGAAUGGAGUAGCACCUGGAGCUCAAUUAAUAUCGUGCAAGAUUGGAGACUCGCGACUGGGUUCAAUGGAAACAGGUACUGGCUUGACACGGGCAUUGAUAGCUGCUGUGGAGCAUAAGUGUGAUCUUAUCAACAUGAGUUAUGGGGAACCUACUUUACUACCAGAUUAUGGCCGAUUUGUUGACCUUGUUAAUGAGGUGGUGAACAAGCACAGGAUUGUAUUUGUGAGUAGUGCUGGAAAUAGUGGACCAGCAUUAAGCACUGUUGGUGCACCUGGUGGUACCACUUCAAGUAUUAUUGGUGUUGGUGCUUAUGUCUCUCCAGCAAUGGCUGCUGGUGCUCAUUCUGUUGUUGAACCCCCUUCUCAAGGGCUCGAAUACACUUGGUCCAGCCGAGGUCCCACAACUGAUGGAGAUCUUGGAGUCUCUGUAAGUGCUCCUGGUGGUGCAAUUGCUCCUGUCCCUACAUGGACUCUUCAACGGCGCAUGCUCAUGAAUGGAACAUCAAUGGCAUCUCCAUCUGCUUGUGGGGGAACUGCUUUACUGAUUAGUGCAAUGAAGGCUGAGAGCAUUUCUGUGAGCCCAUAUUCUGUAAGGAAAGCUCUUGAGAAUACCUCUGUUCCGGUAUCUGGUUUGCCAGAAGAGAAGCUAUCCACUGGAAAUGGGCUCAUGCAAGUUGACAAGGCAUAUGAAUAUAUAAAGCAGUCCCGAAAUGUUCCAUGUGUUUGCUAUCAAAUAACGAUCACUCAAUCUGGAAAACCAUCUCCCACAUCAAGAGGCAUCUAUCUAAGGGAGGCUAGUUCCUGCCAAAAGUGCAGUGAGUGGACAGUGCAAGUUGAACCAAAAUUUCAUGAAGGUGCUAGCAAUUUAGAGGACCUGGUCCCCUUUGAGGAGUGUAUUGAGUUGCAUUCUACUGAAAAGGCUGUUGUGAGGACUCCUGAUUAUCUCCUUCUUACCCAUAAUGGGCGUAGUUUCAAUAUAGUGGUGGAUCCUACCCAACUUUGUGAUGGCCUACACUAUUAUGAGGUCUAUGGAACUGAUUGCAAAGCACCAUGGCGUGGCCCACUUUUUAGAGUUCCGGUUACUAUAACAAAGGCUAUGGCUGUGAAAAAUCGGCCUCCGGUGGUUUUGUUUUCGAGGAUGUCAUUUCUACCAGGUCACGUGGAAAGGAGAUAUAUUGAUGUGCCACUUGGUGCUAAAUGGGUGGAGGCAACCAUGCGAACGUUGGAGUUUGAUACAGCUCGUCGAUUUUUUGUUGACACAGUUCAGAUAUGUCCCUUGCGAAGGCCUAUCAAAUGGGAGAGCGUUGUGACAUUUUCUUCUCCUGCUGCCAAAAGCUUUUCCUUUCCUGUGGUGAGUGGGCAGACAAUGGAGUUAGCUAUUGCUCAGUUUUGGUCAAGUGGCAUAGGAAGUCACGAAACAACUAUUGUAGAUUUUGAGAUCGUAUUUCAUGGGAUCGAUGUCAAUAAAGAAGAAGUCCUGCUUGAUGGAAGUGAAGCACCCAUAAGAAUUGAUGCUGAGGCGCUACUGGCAUCUGAGAAACUUUCCCCUUCUGCUAUGCUAAAUAAGAUUAGAGUUCCAUAUCGUCCUGUUGAUGCUAAACUUACCACUCUAACAACAAAUCGUGACAAGCUACCUUCAGGAAAACAGAUACUUGCACUCACAUUAAUUUACAAGUUCAAAUUGGAAGAUGGUGCUGAAGUGAAGCCUUACAUUCCCUUGCUGAAUAAUCGCAUAUAUGAUACUAAAUUUGAGUCUCAGUUUUAUAUGAUUUACGACACUAAUAAGCGUGUUUUUGCCAUGGGUGAUGUUUAUCCGAAGUCUUCAAAACUUCCCAAAGGCGAAUAUAAUUUACAACUAUAUCUAAGGCAUGACAAUGUGCAACAUUUGGAGAAAUUGAAGCAACUGGUCUUGUUCAUUGAAAGAAAAUUAGAGGAAAAGGAUGUCAUUCGCUUGAACUUUUUCUCUCAACCGGAUGGCCCUGUGAUGGGUAUUGGUACUUAUAAUUCCUCAAUUUUAAUCCCAGGAAAGAAAGAGGCAAUUUAUUUGGGUCCGCCAACGAAGGACAAGCUUCCUAAGAACUCUCCGCAAGGAUCUUUAUUGGUGGGGGCAAUCUCCUACGAAAGGCAUUCAGUUCCUGGCCAGGGAGAUGGGAAGAAUCCAACCAAGAACCCUGUUUCUUAUAAAGUUUCUUACAUAGUGCCACCAAACAAGCUUGAUGAGGAGAAGGGGAAAGAUUAUUCUCUAGAUUGCUCUAAACCAGUGUUGGAACGUUUAGAAGAAGAGGUUCGAGAUGCAAAGAUUAAAGUUCUUGCAAGCUUGAAACAAGACUCUGAUGAAGAACGCUCUGAAUGGAAGAAGUUAUCUCUUUCUCUUAAGACCGAAUACCCAAAAUACACUCCAUUGCUUGCUAAGAUAUUGGAAGGAUUGCUUUCUCGGAAUAAUGUUGAAGAUAAAAUUCGGCAUGAUGAAGAGGUUGUAGAUGCAGCAAACAAGGUUGUUGAAAGUAUUGACAGAGUUGAGCUCGCUAAGUUCUUCUCCUUUAAAAGUGAUCCAGAAGAUGAGGCGGCUGAGAAAACUAAGAAAAAGAUGGAGACUCUUAGGGAUCAGUUGGCUGAGGCAUUGUACCAGCAAGGACUAGCACUGGCUGAGAUUGAAACUUUAAAGGGUGAUAAAGCUUCAACGGUGGCUGAAACUGAAGGCACAGAGGCCAUGGACAAGACUGAUGAAUCGGCAGAUGACGCCGUUAGGCAGGAUUUGUUUGAGGAAACUUUCAAUGAGCUGAGGAAAUGGGUUGAUAUAAAGUCCUCUAGAUAUGGUAUGCUCUUAGUGCUACAUGAGAAACGGCGUGGAAGUGUUGGGACUGCGUUAAAGGUGUUGAAUGACUUGCUUCAAGAUGAUAGGGAGCCUCCCAAAAAGAAGCUCUAUGAAUUGAAGAUCAGUUAUCUCGAGGAUAUUGGGUGGAAUCAUUUGGCGGUGUAUGAGAGGCAGUGGAUGUACGUCCGAUUCCCUCCAAGCUUACCUCUUUUUUAGGUCCUUCACUCCACAACAGAGUGGGUGCUAGAUCCGUGUGGCUGAUUCCGUGCAGUUUAGUUAUCUUAUUAAUUGUUCCUUUCAGGGUUUUUGCGUUUGUUAUUGGCAUGAGAUUAAUAUGCUAUAUUUGUUUGGCUUUUACUUUUUUAUAAGCCGUCGGCCCAACUUAAAUGGAUUUUGAUUGGCUUUUACUUGUAACGGGUUGGGCAGGUUGGCAAUAAGAUUAGGUACCAAAUAAAGUGAAACCCAAAGCAUUCGGCCCAUAACCUGUAGAUUGGGCAUUGGAACAAAAUAAGUUGGAACUAAA
Messenger RNA from Tripterygium wilfordii, 4459 nucleotides. RefSeq names its product tripeptidyl-peptidase 2. Gene Ontology annotation, biological process: proteolysis. Gene Ontology annotation, molecular function: tripeptidyl-peptidase activity; serine-type endopeptidase activity. Lineage: Eukaryota; Viridiplantae; Streptophyta; Magnoliopsida; Celastrales; Celastraceae. The record is from RefSeq and is a predicted model, not a curated record. The transcript has 34 exons. Gene Ontology annotation, cellular component: cytosol. Bases 1 to 4152 code for a protein of 1383 amino acids.